AACAGAAGAACCGUUAAGUGUCAUUGCCUGGCAGAACGGGCCCGCAUGCCAGCGAGUGGCGCAUUUGGUCACACACCUCAUUACCUUCUCCCACAUGACAAGGCCAUGGCCACCGAGCCUUCCAUCUCCGCCGCCGCAUUCGCCGUCAACGCGAAUUCCACCGAGCCAUGGAGCGCGCGGGUGCGCACCCUGACGCGCCUCGGGCGGCACCGCGAGGCACUGGCCCUCUUACGCCAUGGCGACCCCUCGCCUCCACCGCACGCCCUGGCGCUCCCAGCCGCUGCCAUCUCCUGCGCCACGCUGUCCCUCCCCUCCGGCGUCGCCCAGAUACACGCGCUCGGUGCCAAGCGCGGCCUGCUCCCCGCCGCCGACGCCUACCUAGUCUCCGCGCUGCUCGCCUCCUACUCUCGCCUCGGCCUCCUCCCGCUCGCCCACAAGCUUCUCGACGAAAUGCCUCUUGCGUCCACGCCCCACACCACGCUCCGCACUGCGUUCAACUCCGCCAUCUCCGGCUGCGCGCUCCAUGCCCUCCCGGCCGCCUGCUUCGCCGUCUUCCGCCGCAUGCGCGCCGCCUCGGUCCGCUUCGACGCCGUCACUCUCCUCGCGCUUGUCCCCGCCGCGCCCCUGAACGUGGUGCCACAGAUCCACGCACUCGCGGCCCGGGCUGGGCUCGCCGCCGAAACAUCCGUGGCCAACUGCCUCAUAUCCACGUACGCGCGCGGCGGGGCGGCUGGCGCCGCCCUCGCCCGGCGGGUUUUCGACGAGAUGCCGCUGGCAUCCCGCGACCUCGUGUCGUGGAAUGCUGUGCUCUCAGCCCACGCGCAGAACGGCCUGGCUGUUGACGCCCUCGAGCUCUACCGCUGCAUGCGUGGCCCGAGCGGCGGCGGGGUGGAACCGGACGCCGUGACGCUCGUCGGCGUGCUCUCCUCCUGCGCGCACCUGGGCGCGCGCGGUGUGGGCUUCGACGUCGAGCACUACGUGCGCAACAGACUCCCGGGCUUCCGCACCAACGUGCAACUGUGCAACGCACUCAUCAACUUCCAAGCGCGCUGCGGCAGCCUGCCCCAGGCGCAGCAACUGUUCGACGAAAUGCCCAGGAAGAGCAUCGUGUCGUGGACGGUGCUGAUCACCGGGUACGGCAUGCACGGGCACGGCGAUGUCGCCAUCAGCCUCUUUGAAAGGAUGGUGUCCGAAGGUAUCCGGCCAGAUAACGUCGCAAUGGUCGGCCUCCUUUCGGCGUGCAGCCACGCCGGGAUGUAUGACGAGGGGCGCAAGUACUUCUUAUCAAUGGAGAGCGCCUACAGACUGCGACCUACGCUGGAACACUACACCUGCAUGGUGGAUCUCCUCGGACGCGCCGGCCGCUUCGAGGAGGCGCGUGAGCUCAUCUCGUCGAUGUCCAUGCCAGCUGACGGUGCGGUCUGGGGUGCGCUUCUUGGAGCGUGCAAGAUACACAAGAAUGCGGAGGUAGGGGAGGAGGCCUUUAAGCACGUCGUCGAGCUGGAGCCGAGCAACGUGGGGUACUACGUGCUCAUGUCGAACAUAUACACCGACACGGGGCAGCUGGACGGCGUGGCGAGGGUGCGGGCGAUGAUGAGGGACCGCGGGCUCAAGAAGGAGCCCGGAUGCAGCUACGUCGAGCACAAGGGAAGGGUUCACCUGUUCAUGGCCGACGACCACUCGCACCCGCAGGCAAAGAGGAUCUACGAGCUCGUGAUCAGGCUGGAGCAGAUGAUGAAGAAGUCGGGAGUGAGGGAGAGCAGGGCGGUCGUGGAACGCGCGGAGAAGGCUGCCGCGCAGCGGCUGUUUGGGUUUCACAGCGAGAAGUUGGCCGCGGCGUUUGGGUUACUGAACACCGAGGCCGGCAGCGAGAUCGUGGUGAUCAAGAACCUCAGGGUGUGCGGGGACUGCCACUCGUUCUUGAAGUCGGUUUCGGCAAUUGCCAACCGCGCGUUCCUGGUCAGGGACGCCAGCCGCUUCCAUCGCUUCGAGCGUGGAGUGUGCUCCUGCAAAGAUUACUGGUGAAGGAUCUGGUGCUCGCCGUGAGAAAACACUGUCGCUGUUGCAUCGCACCAUAAACAAGUGCGUGUACUUGCUGAGGUUUUGAUGGGUGACGAGGAGCAGAGGCGCUUCUUCAGGGAACGGGAACACGACUGACUGCAAAAACAAAUCCGCGGAUACAGAAGAUGGGCGCGACUGACUGCAAAAAGAAUCCGCGGAUACAGAAGAUGGGCAUAGACUUCAAACCGUGAGGUCGUCGCUGCUGCUUGCUAACGUCCGAUGUCACGAAGUUUAAAGCUGAUGAAGACGUGCGCAACACUAGAUCAGGAAGUGAUUGAUAAUCGUGGCACCGUGACGAGCGAACCGAUCUACCAAAGUACGUCCCAGAAAGGCAAAGUUUUGUACCAAGGUGACUGUUAUUUUCGCACGAAGGCCCGUCCAUCCAAUGAUCCAAAGUGUUCAGACAA
This is a messenger RNA of Phragmites australis (common reed), 2468 nucleotides long. Its product is annotated as putative pentatricopeptide repeat-containing protein At3g11460, mitochondrial. The record is from RefSeq and is a predicted model, not a curated record. The coding region runs from base 46 to 2025 and encodes 659 amino acids. Lineage: Eukaryota; Viridiplantae; Streptophyta; Magnoliopsida; Poales; Poaceae. The transcript has a single exon. Gene Ontology annotation, molecular function: RNA binding; zinc ion binding; protein binding. Gene Ontology annotation, biological process: RNA modification.